AUCCGCGGCCUUUCAACCUCUGCCGCCUCUCGCGCUAUUAUUCGUCCUCCAACUCAGUAUUUUGGUGUCGAUGGUCGCUAUGCCACUGCUCUCUACUCUGCAGCCAUGAAGUCGAAGAACCUUGAAACUGUUGAGAAAGACCUCCUCAAACUCAAAAGCGUUCUCGCCACUGACGCCAAGCUGAGUAACUUCUGUCAUGAUCCAACCAUCAAACGACAUGUCAAAGUUCAAGCAUUUACCAAUGUUCUAAACAAGCUCGGGCUCUCCAAACAAGCUUCGAACAUGCUCCAAAUACUGGCGCAAAAUGGCCGCCUUAACCUCCUUUCAAAGGUCUUGGCUACUUUCGAGCAAAUCAUGGUUUCCCAUCGCGGUGAAGUGUCCUGUGUUGUGACCACUGCUAAAGCCUUGGAUCGUGCUACAGAACGCGAGCUGACCAGCGCUUUAGAGCAAUUUCUUGAACCUGGUCAGAAACUACACCUCUCCCUUAAGGUGGAUCCAGAGCUCAUUGGGGGCGUGGUGGUUAGUAUUGGCGACAAGUAUGUCGAUAUGUCGAUUUUGCGGAAACUUCGUUUUUACAGAGCGAUUUUAGAACAACCCGUGUAG
This is a messenger RNA of Hydatigera taeniaeformis, 603 nucleotides long. The record is from the annotation of a GenBank genome assembly. Lineage: Eukaryota; Metazoa; Platyhelminthes; Cestoda; Cyclophyllidea; Taeniidae.